CUGAAGAAAUCUAAUCUAAUCUAAACAAUUUUUUUUUAUCGCCAGUUAAUACGGCAGAUAAACAAAGAAAUAAAUUACUUUUUAUCAUUUCUGAACUGGUCGAGCCGACUGAUAAGUUUGUGUGUACCUAAUUAGUGAAAUUUAUUAAAAAUCAUUAGGAUAUCAGUAAAAAAUGUGGUGGUUUCCGCUGCUCCUCGCACCAGUUCUCGCUUUCACAGCACCCAAAAACUCCAACACAGUCCCAGAGGAGAGAUGGCUGAACGUCAGACUGAACCAAAUGAUGGCAUCCAAUAAUGACACUUUUCCUAUGCGAUUCUUCUACAACCCCUUAUCAUCCGAUAAUGAGAACGUGGUGAUCCUGGUCGGGGGAGACUGGGAGAUCAGCUCAGAAGAUGCGGCUCAAGGAUUGGCGGUUGACAUCGCUAGAAAUCUCAGAGCAAGCUUGUUCUAUACGGAGCAGCGGUACUAUGGGCAAAGCUUGCCCUUCCCAGAUACAUCGGUGUCCAACCUUCGACUCCUGACGGUGGACCAGUCGUUGGGUGAUCUGGCGCAGUUCAUACGAUAUAUCAAGAGUGACGACUUCGAACAGGGAAGAUACGGGUCAGCCAAAGUAGUUCUGGUUGGGUGCUCUAUGGGUGGAAGCUUGGCGACUUGGAGUAGACGCGCGUACCCUCACUUGGUGCAAGCGGUGGUAUCUGAUGGAGGACCGUUGUACGCAAGAGAAGAACUGCCAGAGUUUCUGGAGGUGGUGAUUGAAGUUCUGAGGGUGAGAGGCAGCGAGCAGUGUGUGCAGAAUCUUAAAGAAGCUGCUGAUGAAAUAGAGUCAGCUAUUACAACAUCCGUGGGGCUCGGACAGGUGUCACAAGUGUUCAAUACGUGCACCCCACUAUCGACGUCCGCCAUGGACGUGGCUACCUUCUGGUCUGCCAUCAUCGAGGAGUUGGAAGCAUUGGUAUGGGAUGAAAUAGAGGCAGUCCCUACAGCGUGUGCGGCGCUAGCGUCUCCUGCGACAGCGACGGCCAUGCAACGCCUGGCCACAUGGCUCGAGCAGCGCCGCCCGCCCACCUGCCUGGAGACGCGGUACACGGAGACCGUCGCAGCGCUCACAAACACCUCGCUGGAAUCACCGCAAUUACACAAGCGGCUGGGGUUGUUCGUGUCGUGCGGUCAGACGGGGUGGGCGCGCAGCACCGCCGCCGCGCCGCUGCCCGCCGCCGCCCGACCCACGGAGUACCAUCAACAGCUGUGCACUGACGUCUUCUCCGAACAUUUCAACCAGGCCUUCCUCCAAUCGGGCAUCAGUAGAACCAACUUAUUCUUCGGAGGUAAAUCAGUGCCCGACUACGUGGUCUCAGUGUUGGGGCGACUCGACCCGAUGUCGCCCGCGACACCGAUCGAAGGAGGCUUGAAGACUCCCGUAUACAGACCAGAAGCGCCGAGAUGCUCAGCUCUUAGCUCAUUCGUCUACAGUCCUGACGAAGAGAACAGAAUGCUGAAGCUCAACGUAAUGAACGACAUCCAGUACUUCAUCACCGGCGUUCCCUUCGCCGGGCCUUGCGAGCCAUCAGCUCAAUCUUCUUACUGAUAGGUGUCGCUUUUGCGCUCAUUGUGUGAUUUUGUAAUUAAUUAAUAAAGUUUUAUGUAGAUGUCGAUACUAGUUUUUAUUUUUGAGAACCUUUACAACUAAACGUGAAUCCUUUUUGACAGGAAAGUAAGAGGCAAGAGGAAGUCAGCCAUAUUUGCUUUCUGUUGAAAUGUUGACACGUCCAUCUUAUGGCUAAAUCUAGUAAAAACCAUCGC
Chilo suppressalis (striped riceborer) is the source of this 1800-nucleotide messenger RNA. Lineage: Eukaryota; Metazoa; Arthropoda; Insecta; Lepidoptera; Crambidae. The record is from the annotation of a GenBank genome assembly.